UUGAAAUAUUUUUGAUAUUGUCAAAUAAUGUUUUCAUUAAGUGGUAAAACUGGUAUAAUCGUCGCUGCAGCUGCAGCAUUAGUUGGUGCGGCGAGUUGGUUUAUCAGCAGGAAAUACUGGAGAGAUGAUGAAGAGGAGAUAGAAGAAGUUGUGGUUUAUGAUAAGCAAGGUAAUACAUUUUCAUUGGAAGAACUGAAAAAGAUCAAGUUGGACAAAAUCAAAAGUAACUGCAGAGGAGUUAAAUGCCAACUUAUAGGAGACUUCAUGGAAGUGCCGAACAGGGAAAUACAGGCGAUUCUUGGCAAUAAACAAUUAGAAAAUGUUUUUUAUGCUGCUGGCCCUUUUAUAUACAAGAAUGGUGGUUUGCCUGCAGUGCAUAAAGCACUGGAAGACUAUGGAGAUGUCGUGGAGCGGACCAAAUGGUAUGCAUCUGCAGUCAAGGCAGGAAUAAACCCCUAUUCGUGAGCAAACAGUGCCUGCAGUAUCUUUUGGCUUAAAUCAAAUUUUUGUUUUAUAUUUUUGAAUAAAUUAUAGAAAUUAAAACCAUUUUUUGCGUCCAUUGGUUAUCUUAUUGUUUGUUUAUUGAAUAUUCGAACUACCCACAAUUUUGGUAACAAGUAACAGUGUCGCUUGGAAACAUUCUCUCAGAACCUAAAGACAAAGUUGACAAAAAAUAAGCAGGGUUUACGAAAUGAACUGUAAUGAUUGUGAUAUUUAAAAAUAAAGGACAAAACGGCAGAGAAAU
Messenger RNA from Cimex lectularius (bed bug), 745 nucleotides. RefSeq lists its product as uncharacterized. Bases 28 to 465 code for a protein of 145 amino acids. The transcript has 2 exons. Lineage: Eukaryota; Metazoa; Arthropoda; Insecta; Hemiptera; Cimicidae. The record is from RefSeq and is a predicted model, not a curated record.